CACCCUGAUCAAGGUGACAUUGGGGGGCUCCACAGGGGGAAGCAUCAGCUAUGAAUAAAUCAGAUGCCAAAAAGAGGUGCUGUUUUCUUCGAGGUGAAGCUUUAUACUUUUAAAGGGUCCUCUUUUGAAAAACUCUCUAGUGGUUCACUUUGUCAGUUUUCCAAGAGGCUUUGGAACAUUUGAGAUGUGUUCUUUUAAGUCACGGGUUUAUAUGGAAAAGAUAAAAAUUCCUAGACCAGCAGGAGGGAGGUGUCUAUUGCAGACAAUGUCCAGGCAUGUCCUCUCCACGGCCCAAGCUGAGCACCAGGUGGGCUGGUGGGGAGGCCUGCUCACACCCACUGGCCUCCCAUCCUCCCGUCCUUCCCCUCAGGAUGUGAAGAUCUUCAGGGCCCUGAUCCUGGGGGAGCUGGAGAAGGGACAGAGUCAGUUCCAGGCCCUCUGCUUCGUCACUCGGCUACAGCACAAUGAGAUCAUCCCCAGUGAGGCUAUGGCCAAGCUUCGGCAGAAAAACCCACGGGCAGUGCGACAGGCUGAGGAGGAGCGUGGUCUGGAGCAGCUGCACAUGGACAUCGCGGUCAACUUCAGCCAGGGGGGCCUGCUGAGCCCCCACCUCCACAACGUGUGUGCCGAGGCCGCAGAAGCCAUCUACACCCGCCAGGAGGAUGUCCGAUUCUGGCUGGAGCAAGGUGUAGACAGCUCUGUGUUCGAGGCUCUGCCCAAGGCCUCAGAGCUGGCAGAGCUGCCUCGCUGCCGGCAGGUGGGGGACCGCGGGAAGCCCUGUGUCUGCCGCUACGGCCUGAGCCUGGCCUGGUACCCCUGCAUGCUCAAGUACUGCCACAGCCGUGACCGGCCUGCACCCUACAAGUGCGGCAUCCGUAGCUGCCAGAAGAGCUACAGCUUCGACUUCUAUGUGCCCCAGAGGCAGCUGUGUCUCUGGGAUGAGGACCCCUAGCCAGGCUGGGGUGAGGGGUGGAUCUAGGGGUGCUGUUCUGGCGCCACUGCUCCGCCCCCAGCCACUAGAGGGGGUGGCCACCCCCACCUGAGGCCUUAUUUCCCUUCCCUUCCCACCAGCCUCCCCCUGGAGCCUCUGGCCCCACCGCCAUGACUGUGAAAGGGGUGUGGCCCAGCGGGGGCCACCCAUGAAGGCAGCCCCCACUCCCACCCCAUGCCUUCCUUGGGGUCAGAGAGGGAGAAAGGGGUUCUCCAGACUUGCGCCCCUCUCCUCCCUCUCCCCUGAAGUAUUCACUUGCAAGCAACCAAAAUGUGAUGGCCUGUGAUUCUUCUAUUGAACUCUGUAAAGGAUUAGAUCCUAAAAGGAGUCCAUGCCUGUCCCACCGCCCCACACACAACUCCGCUCCUCCCACACAUCCGGAGGGAGCUGGCCCUCUGCACCACCCACUUCCCCAACACUGAGGGGAUCAGUACCUUCAAAGAGGGGGCUGUGGGGACCGUGCCAGAGCCCCUGGACCUACUAUGACAGCACAUUCUUCUCAUUUCUGGCCCUGAGGCCGCAUGCAGGGCAGGUGGAGACCUCCCACCACCAACACAGACCAUGUGUGCCUUUCCCCAGCCUGGACUUUGCCUAGAGCAGGUGCCAGCUCUUUCCCCCUCUAAACAGAAGUAUUUUUGUAAGGGUCUGGGGUGGUUUGGGGGGGGAGCAUGAAGUAUGAGGAAAACUUGAAUUCCAGAUUUUUAAUGCAAAGUAUUUAUCAUUUGUACCAGAAAUAAAAGUUUAAGUUUUUACUUGACUGACAA
Galeopterus variegatus (Sunda flying lemur) is the source of this 1755-nucleotide messenger RNA. RefSeq names its product OAF homolog (Drosophila) (gene OAF). The record is from RefSeq and is a predicted model, not a curated record. Lineage: Eukaryota; Metazoa; Chordata; Mammalia; Dermoptera; Cynocephalidae. The coding region runs from base 185 to 952 and encodes 255 amino acids. The transcript is spliced from 3 exons.